AUGAAACGUCACCUGCAAGUAGCGUGGAGAAGGCGGGACGCAAGAUUCGAGAGGUGGAGAAAAUACUCCAACUGGACGCAACAACUUCGUCUGAAGAAACUUCUGCAGGCUGCGCAGACACUUGACAAACGUGUGGCGCCCUUAUUUGUGGAGCUGGAGCGUAUCAAGAAAGAUAAUGAAAUCAUGCGAGAUGCAUUGAAAGAGGCCAAGAUCGAUCUUGAAGUUACAGAGCUAUUGCAACGACAUGUGGAUGAGUUGAGCCAACUACUUCACGAGGCGCAAAAAAGUCUUGCUUCCGAAAAGGAGGAAAACAACCGGUUGGUGACAGCUUCACGAAGGCAAGCAGACCAAAGGACGUUAGAAUUCGAGAGUUCAAGAAUACUGGGGUUCAACCGCGAUGUCUUCUGGUAA
This is a messenger RNA of Laccaria bicolor S238N-H82, 411 nucleotides long. RefSeq lists its product as uncharacterized. Bases 1 to 411 code for a protein of 136 amino acids. The record is from RefSeq and is a predicted model, not a curated record. NCBI's taxonomy places the organism in Eukaryota, Fungi, Basidiomycota, Agaricomycetes, Agaricales, Hydnangiaceae. The transcript is spliced from 2 exons.